GGGGCGGUGGCGCCUGCGAGAGGGCGGGCCGGGUCAGCUGCUGCAGGCGGGGCGCCGGGCCGAGCUGUGGGCGGCUGCUGAGUGUCCUGCCGCCGCCCAGCCUUCGCCACGAUGCCGGGGAUCGACAAGCUGCCCAUUGAGGAGACGCUGGAAGACAGUCCGCAGACAAGGUCUUUAUUGGGUGUAUUUGAAGAAGAUGCUACCGCUAUUUCCAAUUACAUGAACCAACUGUAUCAAGCUAUGCAUCGGAUUUAUGAUGCACAGAAUGAAUUAAGUGCAGCAACACACCUGACUUCGAAACUUUUAAAAGAAUAUGAAAAACAGCGUUUUCCUUUGGGGGGUGACGAUGAAGUUAUGAGCUCUACUUUACAGCAGUUUUCAAAGGUUAUAGAUGAGCUUAGUUCUUGUCAUGCGGUACUUUCAACUCAACUUGCUGAUGCCAUGAUGUUCCCCAUUUCCCAGUUUAAAGAAAGAGAUCUGAAAGAAAUACUGACACUAAAAGAGGUAUUUCAGAUUGCAAGUAAUGAUCAUGAUGCUGCAAUUAACAGAUACAGCAGAUUGUCAAAAAAGAGAGAAAAUGACAAGGUAAAGUACGAAGUAACAGAGGAUGUGUAUACUUCCAGGAAGAAACAACACCAAACCAUGAUGCAUUAUUUUUGUGCAUUAAAUACUCUUCAGUACAAGAAGAAAAUAGCUUUGUUAGAACCUCUACUUGGAUACAUGCAGGCUCAGAUGAGCUUCUUUAAGAUGGGCUCUGAAAAUCUCAAUGGACAACUGGAAGAAUUUCUAGCUAAUAUUGGAACAAGUGUUCAGAAUGUUCGAAGGGAAAUGGAUGGUGAUGUUGAGACCAUGCAACAGACAAUAGAAGACUUGGAAGUAGCCAGUGACCCUUUAUACGUGCCUGACCCAGAUCCCACCAAGUUUCCUGUCAAUAGAAAUUUAACCCGAAAGGCUGGGUACCUAAAUGCUAGGAAUAAAACAGGUUUGGUGUCAUCUACCUGGGAUAGACAGUUUUACUUCACGCAGGGUGGAAACUUAAUGAGUCAAGCCCGUGGAGAUGUGGCAGGAGGCCUGGCCAUGGAUAUAGACAACUGUUCAGUGAUGGCUGUGGACUGUGAAGACAGGAGAUACUGUUUUCAGAUCACUUCCUUUGAUGGAAAAAAAUCUUCAAUUUUGCAAGCAGAGAGUAAAAAGGACCAUGAAGAGUGGAUUUGUACAAUAAACAACAUAUCUAAACAAAUAUACUUGAGUGAAAACCCAGAGGAAACUGCUGCGCGAGUAAAUCAGUCUGCUCUGGAAGCUGUCACUCCUUCCCCAUCUUUCCAGCAGAGACACGAGAGCCUGCGUCCAGCAGGACAAUCUCGGCCACCAACAGCUCGAACCAGCAGUUCAGGAUCCUUGGGAUCAGAGUCUACGAAUUUGGCUUCCCUCUCUCUAGAUUCUCUUGUUGCCCCAGAUACUCCAAUACAGUUUGAUAUCAUUUCUCCUGUGUGUGAAGAUCAGCCUGGCCAGGCAAAAGCCUUUGGCCAAGGAGGCAGGCGUACGAAUCCAUUUGGAGAAUCUGGAGGAAGCACAAAAUCAGAAACUGAAGACUCUAUUCUUCAUCAGCUAUUUAUUGUGCGAUUCCUUGGUUCAAUGGAGGUAAAAUCAGAUGGCCAUCCAGAUGUUGUUUAUGAAACAAUGCGCCAGAUCUUAGCAGCUCGGGCCAUCCAUAACAUCUUUCGUAUGACAGAAUCACACUUAUUAGUCACUUGUGACUGUUUGAAGUUAAUUGAUCCGCAGACCCAAGUUACAAGGCUCACAUUUCCAUUAGCAUGUGUAGUUUUGUAUGCUACACACCAGGAAAAUAAACGCCUUUUUGGAUUUGUUCUUCGGACAUCAGGCGGAAGAAGUGAAAGUAGUUUGUCAUCAGUCUGCUACAUAUUUGAAUCAAACAAUGAAGGGGAAAAGAUUUGUGAUUCUGUUGGAUUGGCAAAACAGAUAGCACUGCAUGCUGAACUGGAUCGUAGGGCAUCAGAAAAACAAAAAGAAAUAGAGAGAGUAAAAGAGAAACAACAGAAAGAACUCAGCAAGCAAAAACAGAUCGAGAAGGACUUGGAAGAACAGAGUCGGUUGAUAGCUGCUUCCAGUAGACCAAACCAGGCUGGUAGUGAGGGCCAGCUUGUCCUUAGCAGUAGCCAAUCAGAGGAGAGUGAUUUGGGAGAAGAAGGCAAAAAAAGAGAAUCAGAAGCAUAAACAGCAUAAGCUUGCUUUUGCUUCUUGACUGAUUUUCCCUGUCCCCUGGAAUGUGGCACAAGGUAACCAAGUUAAAAGACCAAGGAGGAGACUAAGCUUUAUAUUUGCUUGUUUCAGCUUCAUUUAAAAAAGACUAUAUAUAAUAUUGCACAUAUCCCCUUAAAAAUAAAAUACUAUGCAUUAUCAUCAAAUUCUGCUUACCUAAGUAAGACCUGCUUACUUUCCUGUAGUAGAUUGCUGAGGAAUCACACUUGCUCAAGAUAUUUUUCUUUGAAAUUCUGAGUGCUUUUUAUCACGCACUAUAAUUGACUGUCUCCAUAAGAAAUCAUUUAUUCUUCAGAUUCUGACAUCGCAUGUGCUCUUUCCCUUUCUUUAGGAAUGUCUUGUUGGUAGUGAGGGAGUGUUCAACCGAAUGAGCUUAAAACCCUUUGUAUGGAGAAUCCUACAGGUUUGCAAAUAUCCUAACAAUAUUAAGUAUGCAUGCAGUAGGAUUUGUAUGAAAUCACUAGGGCAGUGGCACACGGUGCUGUUGAUUUCGGGGCAUUUUCUGGGCUUGCUCCAUGUCUCUGAUGGCAGUAUAUCAUGGCAGGAGGAAAGAAAAAGUGUCUGUUGGCGUUUGAUACAGUUCUUGGCAUUUUGUCACCAUCUUCUCAGUUCUAAGGUAGGGACUUUACUUAUUGCUGCAGAGCAGUAAGGGUUAGAAUAAAAUUUCAGAAUUUAUUGAAAGAUUUUUGUUGUUGUUCAAGCAUUUUAUAUUAGCAUUGACAUGUAAAGGAAGUGUUGUGGAGUGAUACAUUAUAUUUUCUGUAUUGUGAAAUAAUUUUUAUUGAUAAGUGACAUUUCAAAAGAUGUUCUAUAACAUUUAUGUUUAUUGCUUAGAAUAAAAAAUGUGCAGUUUUGUUUAGAGAACAUAAUCUUUUAAAUUUCAGACUGAUAAUAUCAGUAUUUUCAUAAUCUCCCAUUUUGAUAAUGAAUUGAAUUCCUACUUUAUAUCCUCAAAAGGCAAAUAACUAAUUUAUGAGUGUAGAAUAAUUUGUACUAAUUGUUGUAAAUACUUUUACUUUUCAAAUGAGUAAAAGCUCUAAUUCCAUGAAAGACUAAGAGGAACUGGACACCUCAUUCAUAUAGUGUAGGACCAAGGAAGGAGUCAGCCUGCUACCAAGGUUGACAUGCCCUACAGUUUAUCUUCUGUCAAAACUCUUUCUUCACUCAGAUUUUAAUCUUUGUUUAUAGAUUUUAUUUUCAUGUGUUCUAACAUAUAUAUACAUAUAUAUGUUAAAUAUAUUGAAUAAAGAGGUUAAUCACUAAUUUCACAAGUAAUUUUCUCUUAGUUCUGAGUUAGAAGUGGCUUCUGUUUUAGUUUUCAGAAUAUAGCUCAGUUUCACACUGUAUAAAUACAGUUUUCUGUAGUAAUGAGAUUCUCAUAUACAUACAAACAUACAUACAUACAUACAUACAUACAUACAUAUGAGAUCAUGAUAACUAUUUUUAUCCGUGUGCCAAAUGGGAGUAAUGGUUAUUUAAUACUCUUUAAAGUCUUAUGUUACCUAAAUAUACAGUUAAUAGGUAGCAAUUUAUGGAGUACAUUGGGUUAAAAGUAUAUUUUGUGCUUUUAAAGGGAAUGCUUUUGUAUUAGUAUUUCCUUCUUGUUAAACUAGAAAUUUCUGUGGUCAGCACUUGAUUAAGACUUUAAGAUUGGUAAGGUUUCUGGGUUUUGUUGUUGGUCUUGUUUUUGUUGUUUGUUUGAUUUUGGCAGUGCUGGGGAUCAAACCCAGGUUCUCACACAUGCUAAGCAAGCCCUCUACCACUGAGCUGCAGCCCUAUCUCAAGUUUUCAGUUUGUGAGGUCUUUUCUUGAUGUAAGAUGUCCUGCAGCUUCAGGGGAAAUCUGUUGUUUUACAGUAAGAGUGCUCAUCAUCCGGAGACAGUUUUACUUGCUGCUGCUUUGCAUCGAAGCAAAAUGCUGCUAUUUGGAUAAAAAUUCAGGCCAGGGGUGAGGGUUUUUUAAUUCUUUUAAGUCAUGUUUCAUAGGAAUUCCCACAGUUGCUGUCUUGUCACAGGUCAGAAAAGAAUAUACUCCAAUGCCCAGGACAUAUCCUGAGUGGAUUACAGUUUCAGAUGAUUUAGCUUCUGUUCUGUCACUAUUAAACUGUAUGGGAUUCUGCACAUCAGCUUUAAUCAGCUCUCUUGCUUAAAGAAGACUGCCUGUGAGCUUCUUCCCAAACAUUAGUGCUGAUCUUCUUCUGGUGUACUGUCCUCCAAAAUCUCUCCCAGCAUUUUAGAAAUUAACAAAAUGUCUUUAAAAAGGAAAAGAAAUUUAGCCUAUCUAAUUCUACUGAGCACUGUUACCUAUAUUGACAAUUCUUGCAUAAUUGUGGUAAUAAAUUCAACAGAAAAUCACUUAUUUCUCUAUCCUUGCUAGAAACUUGCUAUGGACUGAAAUUGUCCUUUGAACAGAGUCCCUGAACCCCUGAAACUAAUUUUGUUGUUGCCAUGUAUUUAAUGAUUACUUGGUGUUUAAUUUCAAAAGAAUUCCUAGCUCCACAGUGUUGGGAUGAGGAAGUUGUCAUUAUUUUUGAGAAAAGGAUAGUACGAUGUACAUAACAGUGUAGGUAACAUGAUUUUGUGUGGUGGAUGCUCACAAGCUACUACAGGAAUCAGACUAUUUACAAUUUGAACUGACAGUGCUGGCGCACCCUGAGAGCUGCGAUAUUACAAAAUUUUCUGGCAUCUGAAUGAAACAAAAAUACUGAUUUGCUUUUGAUUACAAGUCUGAGCAUUCAGAUUAUUCUUUAAAUAUUAAACACACCAGUGUAUAUAACAAGCAAGCUUUUCAUCUUGUUUUUUUUUUAUCAAGUUUGAAUUAUUUCUCUUUAAGAUUUUUUUUUUCUACAUUAAUAACAGCUUUGAAGCUAGAACCAUGCUGGACUUUUAACCAGUCUCUGGCUACACUUGUAAGUAACUGACUUCAGUUAAUAUGAAUACUGGGGAUUAAGUGAUAAUAAUUGUGCAAGACUGCUUUGUACAUUUUGUGAUUUUUGUAACUAAGUAAAUUGAUUAACCCUGUUUCACUGAUAAUAUUAACCAACUGUUCAGUGUACAAUUAAAAAUCAUGCAGCAUCUCUCUUUAAAAUUGGAUUUGUGAUCAUGGUAUAGCUUGUAGGGCAGAGAACUUAUUUUUUCAUUUGUCAAAGUAGGUAUUUGCUGACAAGGCUUCAAGAAAUUGGAAUUUUUAAAAUGUGUAAUAAAGUCCAUAAUUUUAUACAGA
Phodopus roborovskii (desert hamster) is the source of this 5502-nucleotide messenger RNA. It is a transcript of the gene Appl1, whose product is annotated as adaptor protein, phosphotyrosine interacting with PH domain and leucine zipper 1. The transcript has 22 exons. The coding region runs from base 112 to 2235 and encodes 707 amino acids. Gene Ontology annotation, cellular component: endosome membrane; cytoplasm. Lineage: Eukaryota; Metazoa; Chordata; Mammalia; Rodentia; Cricetidae. Gene Ontology annotation, molecular function: identical protein binding. Gene Ontology annotation, biological process: signaling. The record is from RefSeq and is a predicted model, not a curated record.